Mauremys mutica (yellowpond turtle) is the source of this 1053-nucleotide messenger RNA. Its product is annotated as zinc finger protein 418-like. NCBI's taxonomy places the organism in Eukaryota, Metazoa, Chordata, Testudines, Geoemydidae. The record is from RefSeq and is a predicted model, not a curated record. The transcript is spliced from 2 exons. The annotation marks the transcript as partial. Gene Ontology annotation, biological process: regulation of transcription by RNA polymerase II. Gene Ontology annotation, molecular function: chromatin insulator sequence binding. Gene Ontology annotation, cellular component: chromosome.
AUGGCUGUGAGGCCCUAUGAAUGCACUAAGUGUGGAAAAUGCUUCCCUAGCAGCUCAGACCUUACCGAACAUCAGAGAAUUCACACAGGGGAGAGGCCCUAUGAAUGCAGUGAGUGUGGGGAAAAAUUCAGUCGCAGCUCAAACCUUCUUACCCAUCAGAGAAUCCACACAGGGGAGAGGCCCUAUGAUUGCAGUGAGUGUGGGAAAAGCUUCACUAGCAGCUCAGGCCUUUAUCAACAUCAAAGAAUCCACACAGGGGAGAGGCCCUAUGAAUGCAGUGAGUGUGGGAAAACCUUCAAUUGCAGCUCAAACCUUCUUACCCAUCAGAGAAUCCACACAGGGGAGAGGCCCUAUGAAUGCAGUGAGUGUGGAAAAUGCUUCACUCACAGCUCAGCCUUUUCUCAACAUCAGAGAAUUCACACAGGGGAGAGGCCCUAUGAAUGCAGUGAGUGUGGGAAAACCUUCAGUCUCAGCUCAAACCUUCUUACCCAUCAGAGAAUCCACACAGUGGAGAGGCCCUAUGAAUGCAGUGAGUGUGGGAAAACCUUCAGUCUCAGCUCAAACCUUCUUACCCAUCAGAGAAUCCACACAGGGGAGAGGCCCUAUGAAUGCAGUGAGUGUGGGAAAACCUUCAAUUGCAGCUCAAACCUUCUUACCCAUCAGAGAAUCCACACAGGGGAGAGGCCCUAUGAAUGCCGUGAGUGUGGAAAAUGCUUCACUGACAGCUCAACCUUUUCUCAACAUCAGAGAAUCCACACAGGGGAGAGGCCCUAUGAAUGCAGUGAGUGUGGGAAAACCUUCAGUCGCAGCUCAAACCUUCUUACCCAUCAGAGAAUCCACACAGGGGAGAGGCCCUAUGAAUGCAGUGAGUGUGGGGAAACCUUCAGUCGCAGCUCAAACCUUAUUAGACAUCAGAGAAUCCACACCGGUGGGAGACCCUAUAAAUGCAGUGAGUGCGGAAAAUGCUUCACUGACAGCUCAGCCUUUUCUCAACAUCAGAGAAUCCACACAGGGGAGAGGCCCUAUGAAUGCAGUGAGUGUGGGAAAACCUUC